Setaria italica (foxtail millet) is the source of this 1336-nucleotide messenger RNA. Its product is annotated as expansin-A2. Bases 100 to 855 code for a protein of 251 amino acids. The record is from RefSeq and is a predicted model, not a curated record. Gene Ontology annotation, biological process: plant-type cell wall organization. NCBI's taxonomy places the organism in Eukaryota, Viridiplantae, Streptophyta, Magnoliopsida, Poales, Poaceae. The transcript is spliced from 3 exons. Gene Ontology annotation, cellular component: extracellular region.
GCGCCCACUCCCUUCACAGCCAAGCAACUCUCGAUCCUAAUCAGCUCCCUCGCUUUAGCUCGCUCGCUAGCUAGCUCGAGAGGCAGCGUCUGUGCUGCGAUGGCAACCGCCAAUGUCCUCCUCCUCCUGCUCUGCUCCGCCGUCUGCUUCCUCGCCCGCCGGGCCGCCGGCGACUACGGCGGGUGGCAGAGCGCCCACGCCACGUUCUACGGCGGCGGCGACGCGUCCGGCACAAUGGGCGGGGCGUGCGGGUACGGGAACCUGUACAGCACCGGGUACGGCACGAACACGGCGGCGCUGAGCACGGCGCUGUUCAACGAUGGCGCCUCCUGCGGGCAGUGCUUCGAGCUGCGCUGCGACAACGCCGGGGCGUCGUGCCUGCCGGGCACCAUCACCGUGACGGCCACCAACUUCUGCCCGCCAAACUACGGCCUCCCCAGCGACGACGGCGGCUGGUGCAACCCGCCGCGCCCGCACUUCGACAUGGCCCAGCCAGCCUUCCUCCAGAUCGCCCAGUACCGCGCCGGCAUCGUGCCCGUCGCCUACAGGAGGGUGCCGUGCGUGAAGAAGGGCGGGAUCCGGUUCACCAUCAACGGCCACUCCUACUUCAACCUGGUGCUGGUGACCAACGUGGCCGGCGCCGGCGACGUGCAGUCCGUGUCCAUCAAGGGCUCCAGCACUGGGUGGCAGGCCAUGUCCCGCAACUGGGGCCAGAACUGGCAGAGCAACUCGCUCCUCGACGGCCAGGCCCUCUCCUUCAAGGUCACCGCCAGCGACGGCCGCUGCGUCACCAGCAACAACGCCGCGCCCGCCGGCUGGUCGUUCGGCCAGACCUUCGAAGGCAGCCAGUUCUAGCCGCCCCCCGCGCCCGCUCGAUGCAGGGCGUAGAGUAUUUGUUUAUUCCCGUACGUGACGACGAGGAUCGAUUUGCAUUCGUAGUGUGAGCGACAGGAGAAGGAAGGAAACCGGCCUCUUCGUUGUAGUAAAAGAAGAGCCCGCCGGCCAUUCUGAGGCUGCUUAUUAGCACCCGCUUAGGCCUUUCCUUCUCUGAUGAUGAUGAUAGGAUUAAGUUAUUUUUCUGCACCAGUGAUCGUUGUAGCCUUGGGUUAAGGAGAAAAAAAGACCUUGCAGGGCUGAUUAUUGUAGGGCUAGCUGCAGGGGAGUGUGUGUGGUGUCGUGUAACUUUUGUUGUUACAUUGUAACCCCAGAAGCGAUCCCAGAGCCACAUGGGGUGGGAGAUGUUUGUGGGGGGAUUGCGCCUUUGGGACCGUGAACAAUGCUUGUUUAUGGUCUAUACUUAUGCGGUAUAUAUGGUGUGCUUGUGCUUUAAUCUUCA